AUGUUGUUACUGAAGGCUGCUCAGAUGAAGAGAUUUGAGAGGGAAAAGCUGAACCGAAUCAACCGGGCUCGGGAGCAGGGCUGGAGACAUGUGCUCAGUUCCAGUGGAGGCAGCAGUCCUGAGCGAAAGUUUUAUGGGAGUGGUGGUGGCGGCGGCAUUGGAGCACCACAUUCUCCUGGAAUAGGCCCCUCCCCUGUGCCUGGCCCCACCCAUGCCACACCUUAUCUCCCUGGCCCCACCCCUAUUGCUGCUCCUGUUCCUGCUUUAGCUCCAAGCAGAGCUCCAUAUGACCACGUCCACCCAGCAGCUGAAAAACCAUCCAAACCUACACCUAAAGUUGGUGCUGGAGAAGCAGCCAAGUCUUCAGGGGACAAUGGCAGCACUGCUGCAGAAUCAGGGACGCUGAAUGGUCAUGCCUGCAUCCCUGUUAAGGAUGUUGUCAGGAAAGAACCACGUAAAGCAAGUCUCCAAAACGAGCAGAUUUCAAAGAACGACUAUGCCAAUAGGUUUCGAGGUCAGCUGGCGGCAGAGAGGGCUAAGCAGGUGGAAGAGUUUCUACAGCGGAAAAGAGAAGCCAUGCUGAAUAAAAUCCGUGCGGAAGGACAGCUGGGGGCCCGGCAAAACCUGGCCGCCAUCUUUGCAAGCUGGACAAACUCCUCCCGAUGCAGGAGACCCCAAGUCAACAAAGAGGAGGAGGUGUACUUGGCGAGAUUACGACAGAUCAGACUACAGAACUUUAAUGAACGCCAGCAGAUCAAAGCUCGCCUCAGAGGAGAGAAGUAUGACAGUGACUGCUCAGACAGUCAGGAGUCAUGUGAAGAGGCUGUACUCAGGAGGAAGAAGAUCGAGGCUUUGAAGGCCCAGUCAAAGGCUCGUGCUGCUGUACUUAAAGAACAGCUGGAAAGGAAGAGAAGAGAAGCAUAUGAGAGAGAGAAGAAAGCAUGGGAGGAUCAUCUUGUUGCACGAGGAGUGAAGGUUGCUGUUGGAGCUGUGGGUGGAGCUCCACCUCCUGCAGCACCUGCCACUCAGCCAUCUGACUCCACCCCUCAGGAAGAUGCUUCCAAAGCCACACCCUCCUCUAGACCCACCACUCCAGCCAUCUCCAUGACUGCUGCUCUGAAGGAUGUAGGCGCGAUUUCAUCAGGGCAGAGUUCUCUUAUGAAAGAGGACUCCCUUAAGGCAGAAACAUCUGGUGUACAGAGUGACAAGAAGGAGAUUCUUCGCAGGCUUAAUCAGAAGGUCCAGUCCACUGAGGAAGAUGCGGUGAAAGAUCCCACACCUUGCAGCAGUGCACCAUGCCCAACUCCUCAACAGAUCCAGCCUUCCAUCACAGAGGAAAGGCCGCCUACAGCUGGUGAUAGGAGGAAAUGGGAAGCUGUAGCUCCACCCAUAUUGUCUGUAGCUGAACAAACUCUGGAGGAGACCAUUGCAACUUUGGCAGUGUCUCAUUUGGCAUCUCCAGAGACGAAUGCUCUCUCUGGUGGAGACAGGAAGAAGUGGCAAACUGAUGGUACCCCUCUUCUGUCUGUGGCUCAGCAGACUCUGGAAGAAACCAGCUUUACAACAGCAGGUCAGCUAACAGCAGGUGAAGUCAUUUGCAUGGAUGCUUGGCACGGGGAGGGGCUAAGGAAGGCUUGGGGGCAGAGUCCAGACUCUGAGGUUCUGAAGGUGUUGGAAGCGGCAGAGCUCCAGUCCUUUACCCAGAAACUAGAUCCCUCCAGCACCUGUGACCACACACUGACUGAAAGCCUUAGUCUCAUUGAAGAGUCUUUAGAUGUCACUGAUGAAACCAAACAAGUGCCUCUUCCUCAGCCAUGCCAGCUUGCCAUUGGCCUUGCCAAACAAGAAGUGACAUGUCAGGAGAUAGUGCCAAUCACUGCAGAGGUUAAAAGUCUGGAAAUAAUCCCACCAACACCAGAGGAGAUAAAAAAGACUCAGUCUGGAGAAAGUGAGGCAGAGGUGGUAGAUGAUAUGGAGUCAGUAGUUGUGGAUGAAGCCUCUCAGCAACCCUCAAAGCCACCCCCAGCAGAUGUAAUGCAAGCAUGGAUAAAUGACACUCCAGUGUCUCCGCCAGCAGAGGGCAGAGUAUUACAAGCAGAGUGCACAGAGAUAACGCGCAGAGAAGAGAAACAGCCUGAACCUGCAGUUGAUGAGUCUCUGUUUGUGAAGAUAAGCAGUAGUCCAGCUCACAGACGUACAGUAGCUUUGGCCAUCCUGUCUGCUCAGUCCUCAUUGGAAGACUCUUCCUCUGUCACCUCGCGUUCCCGCUCUGUCUCUCCAAUGCGCUCCCACCGGCGUGAUGACGCACUUCUCAUUGGCCUCUCCACUGGCCUCUUCGACGCAAACAACCCAAAGAUGCUGAGGACUUGCUCCUUACCAGACCUCAGUAAAGUGUUCAGUGAUGCUGCAGAACCUGAAGGUGCAGUCGCUCCUGACAGCAACCUGGAGAUUGAAGAUUUGGAGGAUAAAGCGGACGAGCAGUCUGAACCUGAGGAUGUGUAUGAGGAUGAUGAUUUGAGGGAGCUCCGAGCAUCUAUGGAGAGGCUUCUCCAGGAGCAGUGUAGUGAUGAUGAAAAUGAUGAUGAAGAGGAGGACGAUGGUGGUGGAUCCAACAGCAGCCCGGCUGAUGAAGAGGCAGCUGGUGAUGACAAGGAGUGUUUUAAUGGAAUGGCUGAGGAAGAUGAGGAUGUUAGCCAUGGUGAAAAAGAGCCAGGAGGGCCAGUUACUAACGGAAUGGAGGUUGAGGAAGAUGAAGAGCAGAACAGCAGUGAAGGCCAGCUCAAUGAGGAGUGGCAGUCUGAUGACAGUGAGGAAGAGGACGAUGAAGACCUAGAGCAACAGGACAGUAUCUUCAGUCGUCUGGAGGAGCUGCGGUUCCAUCUAGAGCAGGCCAUGGGCUUUGAAAACUUCAUUCAAGCCUACAACAAGAUCAAGGCUAUUCAUGAGGAUGAAGAUGAGAACAUUGCUAUGGGCUCCAGCAUGGUGCAAAGCAUUUUGGGAACUGAGCACCAGCACUUGUAUCCUAAAAUCCUCCAUUUGGUGAUGGCCGAUGGAGCUUACCAGGAAGGUAAAAAAUAG
Molecule: messenger RNA, 3078 nt
Organism: Sinocyclocheilus rhinocerous
Lineage: Eukaryota; Metazoa; Chordata; Actinopteri; Cypriniformes; Cyprinidae
Product: serine/threonine-protein kinase Nek1-like
Exons: 24
Molecular function (GO): protein kinase activity
Source: RefSeq, a predicted model, not a curated record